CCGUGUUUUUUUGUAUAGAAACUAUUGCCAAGAUUUUAGUCGUUUUUAGCGAAAACGUUGAUGCGUCAGUUAUCAGCGGUUGUAGCGCUGUGUAGCGCUGCGGGCGCUGUGAGUGCUACGAGCGGGUGCGCGCGCGCCGCCGCCCCGCGCGGCCGCCAGCUCUCAGUUAGUGUUCGACCGCGAUCCGAGCUUACCUGUCGCUCCAUCGAGUGUCGCGCUAAUCCGUUCCGUGCCGUUCGACGGCAAGUGCCAGUGCCCACAUAAGAUGCUUGCGCUUGACGCAGUGGUUUCAGUUCGUGUUAAAGUUUUCUAGUGCCUCAAAGUGGAUUCCGGCGGACUGUAUCAGGCCGUGGAGCAUGCGCGGAGGCUCGAGCGCUCCCAGGCCAUGUAUGUCAUAAAUUUAGCAGAGAUGGCGCACGAGAGCGGUGGCGGCGCGGACGGGUCUCCGCAGCACACGCCGUCGCCGCCGCACGCGCCGCGCCUGCCCCUCGCCGACACCAGCUUUCACCAGCAGAUCAUGCAGAAUCAGAACCCAAGAAAGAACCAUAUUGCUGAGCGGGCGAAACAGACAUUAGAGAGUAGUUUCCUGAUGCAAUUAAAGAAACAGCAGCAGCUGCAGCAAGAGAUCCUGCUGCAGCACUUCCAGCAGCAGCGGCAGCAGCUCGCGCAGGAACAUGAACAACAGCUGAUGCACCAUUUGAAGGUAAAUAUGCUGCAGUUGUGGGAACAGCAGAAGGCCAUGGAGGAGGCGGCGGCGCGGCGCGAGGCGCGCGAGGCGCUCGAGGCGCGGGAGGCGCGCGAGCGGCACGAGCGGCACGAGCGGGACCGCGCCGACCUACUGCGCAAGAAGGACAAGCACGAGCACAGCGCCAACGCCUCCACCGAGGUCAAACAGAAGCUGCAGCAAUUCUUAAAAAAGAAACAAGCUAGUGCAAAUGGAACAGUACCUGGUUCAUCAUAUAGAAAUUGGGGCAUAGUGAAGUCGUCGUCGGGCGAGUCCAUCACGUCGACGGGCGCGACGGCCACCCACCCGUACCGCCUGGCGGCGCCGCUGCCGCUGGCGCUCAACGCCGCGCCGCCGCAGCCCUCGCCCGACUACCCGCUCCGGAAGACUGCGUCGGAGCCCAACAUGCUGAAGGUGCGGCUGAAGGCGCGCGUCAUCGAGCGCCGCGCCUCGCCGCUCGCGCGCCGCCCCUUCAAGACGCGCGUCAAGCAUCGCAAUUGCGAUGGGAGCUCCCCACGCGGCUCCCCUCCGGGAGCAGCAGGUGUGGGCGCGGGGGGCGCGGGGGCCACGGCGCCCAUCCGGGAGGAGGAGGAGGGCUGCGGCCGCGCCGCCGACUUGUUGUUCUCGUCGCCCUCCAUGCCCAACAUCAGCCUGGGCCGGCCGCACGUGCCCGCGCCGCGCCUGGCGCCGCCGCCGCCGCUGGCGGUGCUGCCGCCGGUGUCGGAGGCGGAGGGCUGGGCGGCGCUGGGCGGCCGCCUGGCCAAGCGCCCGCUGGGCCGCACGCACUCCGCGCCGCUGCCGCUCGGGGACCCGGCGCUCACGCCGCCCUCCGCGCACCACUACCUGCGCGACCAGAUACGAAAGACUGUGCUGACGCGCGCGCACGACGCGGCCGCCGCGCAGCUGCGCGAGGAGGAGGGCGAGGUCAUCGACCUGACGGCGCGCCGCGCCCCCGCGCCCGCGCCCGCCGCGCCGGCCGCGCCGCCGUGCGAGCCGGCGCCGCUGGCGCGCGCGCUGAGCUCGCCGCUGGUGGGCGCGCGCACGCCGGCGACGGGGCUGGCGUACGACGCGCUGAUGUUGAAGCACGGCUGCGCCUGCGGGGCGCACGCGCCCACGCACCCAGAGCACGGCGGCCGUCUGCAGUCCGUGUGGGCGCGCCUGUGCGAGACCGGGCUCGUGGCGCGCGCCGAGCGCACGCGGCCCAGGAAGGCCACCUUCGAGGAACUGCAGUCGGUGCACUCGGAGGCGCACGUGGCCGUGUUCGGCGGGCGCGGCGCGGGCGGCGGCGGCGCGCUGGGCGGCGUGCGCCAGCUGGUGCGGCUGGCGUGCGGCGGGCUGGGCGUGGACUCGGACACGGCCUGGUCGGACGCGCACACGCCGGCGGCGGCGCGCGCGGCGGCGGGCGCCGUGCUGGACCUGGCCGUGCGCACCGCCAAGGGCGAGCUGCGCAACGGGUUCGCGGUGGUGCGCCCGCCCGGCCACCACGCCGAGCCCAACCAGGCCAUGGGCUUCUGCUUCUUCAACUCCGUCGCCAUCGCAGCCCGCAUCCUGCACACGCGGCACCGCCUGCAGAGGAUACUCAUCGUCGACUGGGAUGUGCACCACGGUAACGGCACGCAACAGAUCUUCUACUCCGACCCCCACGUGUUGUACAUGAGCAUCCACCGGCACGACGACGGCAACUUCUUCCCCGGCACCGGCGCCGCCAGCGAGGCCGGCGCCGGGCCCGGGCUCGGGUACACCGUCAACGUGGCCUGGUGCGGGGGGACUAACCCUCCGCUAGCUGACGCAGAGUACCUCGCCGCCUUCCGCUCCGUCAUUAUGCCUAUUGCCAAGGAGUACGACCCCGAGAUAGUGCUGGUGUCGUGCGGGUUCGACGCGGCGGCGGGGCACCCCGCGCCGCUGGGCGGGUACAACGUGUCGGCGGCCUGCUUCGCGCACAUGACGCGCGAGCUGCAGCAGCUGGCGGGCGGGCGCCUGGUGCUGGCGCUGGAGGGCGGCUACGACCUGCCCGCCAUGUGCGACUGCGCGCAGGAGUGCGUGCGCGCGCUGCUGGGCGAGCGCGGCGCGGCGCCGGCGCUGGCCGAGCUGGCCCGCGUGCCGCACGCGCGCGCGCAGGCCGCGCUGCGCGCCACCAUCGCCGUGCACCAGGCCACGUGGCGCGGCCUCAAGCGCGGCGCCGAGCUGCUGGCCGUGUCGGCGCUGGACGCGGCGCCGGCCGUGGCGGCGGCGCGCCUGGGCCGCCUGCAGACGGAGCGCGACGCCGCCGACACGUGCCAGGCCAUGGCCACGCUGUCCAUGCACCAGCCCGCGCACUCGCACCACGCCAACUCCGACCACAGAUCUGCGGACAGCUCCCGCUCGGUGUCGGAGGAGCCGAUGGAGCAGGACGAGGGCAAGUGAGCGGCCCGGGGGCCCGGGGCUGGGGGCUGGGCCCCCGCCGGGGACACUUCAACAUUCCGGUUCCGGUAGUUAGCCGAUAGUAGCGUGGAGUGAGACGUACUCGAAUCCGUGUCUGUGCGACUGUGCUACGAGAGCUUUAAGGUGUAGUGAGAGUGGACGAGCCACCGCCGCCUGAUGCGACUACUAUACCAAAGAUUGUUUCAAAUUCUGAUGUUACAAAAAGUAUUUAUUCAAUGUGUAUAUAAUGGAAAUUGUGCAAAUCUAUUGUUGUAAAGUAAAUUUUUAUGAUGGAUAUAAAAUGUUCGUAUAUCUGUGUCCCUCGUGUCGGGCUUGUUCAUGUAUUGUCUGUUGCGUCGCGCUCGGCGCCGCUCCCACUUGUGUAACGUGUGAUAACUUAAUAUGAAACGAAUUACAGAACUAUUCAACUGUAUAUAUAUGUAGGCCCGCCGCCAUGGCGCCGCGGGGCUUGUGUAUCUGUGUUGAUUUAAUAUUUUCACUAUGUGAUGAAUCCUGAAGGAUUGCAAACAAACUUGUAUGAGAAGUUAGAUAUAUAUUGUGAAGUCAGAUGUAAAUGUUUAUAAGAGAAUGGUAUAUUUAACUAGCCGAGUAAUGAGUGCAAUGUGUUUCUGGAAGGUGGAACUUGUUGACUAUAGCCGACUACUUGUCCGUGCGUUACUCGCAUCCUCUAAUUAUAUAUUUUUGUAUGACGGCUGUCUGUGUGUAUACAACGUACCUACGGGAUGGGAUCCUUGUACGAUAAACAGAGUUAAACAAAUGUUGUGUCUUUGAGAAUUUUAUUGUUAAAUUGGAAUAAAGAUGAAAUGAUUAUUUAAUAAAUGUAUAUAUAUUAUAUAUAUAUUUGGAAAUAUAAAGGAAUUUUUAUUUGACCCUCGGCUCGGUACUUAGUGUCAAGCUCACCUACAAAAGUUGGGUAAAUUGAAACGCCAGGCUUACAGUAUUUGCUUUGAUAUAUUUACAGAAUAUUUCAUUCGAUAACAUAUUGGUUCCAAAUCAGUUGCAACAUAUACAGCUGUUGUCACUUAGUACCUACCCGUUAAAAUCGGCAAUUGACAUACAGUAAAUACAAUAUUUAAUUUCAUAUGCUACUUAAUUUUAAUGUCUAUAAACACCCAAUAAAUGCAAGCACUAGAAAUCAUCAACAUAGUAACAAAAUAAUAAUUAUACAUAUAACUGUAUUGAGUAACUGCUAAUAGUAAUAAUACAAAUUACUGAAUACAAUUACAUGUCAUAAUCUGCUGUGUCAAUAUAUAUAUAUACAGCAUUUUAUAAUCUAUAUACAUUUGAUUUUAUGAUAAAGCUAGUGUGUACAAAAAUAACCAAUCACUUACAAGCUACGUAUAAAAAUAUAUGCGACACAUUCUGCAUUACGCUAUGAACACAAAAUACUUGAAUAGACAGCAGGGAAUAUGAUAGUUUCUUUUGAGCUUGUAGGGAUAUCAUUUACUGGUUUAUUGACUUUAUAUAACAAACUCAACCCCAGCCAGUAAGGUAGUAAAUAUUUACACAGAUAACUACAAUUUACAACAGUAAUAAGAAUGUCGGGAGAGCCAUUAAGUACACGGAACACUGCAAUACAGCACUCGGACUUCUUUUGGACUCCGAGCGGACAAGUACUUAGAACAUAGAACCCGAACCCGAGUUCAGUGAUAUCUAAAUCAAUAAACAACAGUUUUAACGAUUACAAUUUAACAUAAGUUUAAAAUUACAAUAGUGAAAUAUGCCAAGCAAUUUGCGGGGGUUUGAUUCCCGCGUCGGCUUCUUGAAUGACGCCCUUAACUGUGUAAAUAUUUGCUGUUACUACAAUAGGCAUAAAUCAGAAUGCAAAUCUGAUAAAUGUAAUUACAGAUUUACGAAGGACAUGUAGUUUAUUUUCUUUGUUCUAAUCGAUCUGUUACACGGCACAAAAUAUAAGAUUGUUCGCUUACCACAUAAACUGAAGUAGUUCUAACUCGUAUAGACAUAAGGUAUAGUUAGCAGUGACUAGUGCCUGUCGGGCGGGUCCAGCGUGGCGCAGUGACAGUUGCACGAACUGACCGGGCACUCCGUGUGCUCCCUGCAACCAUACACU
Messenger RNA from Spodoptera littoralis (African cotton leafworm), 5216 nucleotides. NCBI's taxonomy places the organism in Eukaryota, Metazoa, Arthropoda, Insecta, Lepidoptera, Noctuidae. The record is from the annotation of a GenBank genome assembly.